AUGGCUUCGCACACACAACCCAAUAGACCCAGCUCCAUCAUGAGCCCAAAACCUACUACAAUCGAUUUAGUCGGCGGAAUCUACUGUAACAUAUGUAACUUGAUAUACGCAAAUAAGAAGGACUACGACCAGCAUUACACUAAACACGAGACUGGCAGCAAGGACAUAGUUUACACGUGCGUGGUGUGUAGGAAAGAAAUCUCAGGCUAUCCGAGCUUUCGUGGUCAUUGUUACACAAGUCAUGUCAUCAAAGAGAGAUUUAAAUGCGAACACUGUUCAAAAUUAUUUUCAAAGUUUGCUUCACUUCGGGAACAUGUCAUGGUAAUGCAUAGAUUCAGAUGCAACACUUGCAAGAAAGAAUUUACAUCAAAAAAAGAAUUGAAAUUGCAUGAAAUUAUUCACAAUGACAACGACAGCCCGCCCUAUGAAUGUAAAGCUUGCGGCGAGGAGUUAGACACUCUAGAAGAUUGCAAGAAUCAUAUAGACAUACAUUCAGCAUUCAUAUACUUCUGCCCCAUAUGUAAUGAAAAUAUAUCAAAUAAAGAAAACUCCAGCGAGCAUUUGAAAAAACAUUUCGGACAUGUGAUCAAUACAAGUACUUUUGAAAUACAAAAAAGUUUGGACAAAGAGGAAAAUUCAGUUGAGAGAUUGGGUGGGAUUUCAUGUAGUUAUUGCACCGAGACAUACAAAAACCGUAUGGAGUUUGAUGCUCACUUCUCAUGUGACCACGGAGACAAAGAUAUCAUAUACAGCUGUAUUGUGUGUGCAAAGCAGUUUGAAAAGUAUUCAGUAUUUAGUCAUCAUGCUUACAAUCACUUCACCAAAGGAAGAUUUUGUUGUGACAUAUGCCUCAAGACAUUCAACCGCCUCUCGCUACUGGUGACUCACACGGCCGCCUGCCAGACCGACGCCGAAUGUAAGGGCAAGCCGUUCACUUGCUAUCAGUGUGGACACCGAUAUGUAACAGAGAUGAGGCUCAGGGAACAUUUGAGGGAUAUACACGGUGUACACUGUGUAAUAUGUCCAGAGGAGGGCUGUCAGGAAGUAUUUUCCACACCAAAAGAAUUGGUAUUCCACCAACGUGAGCACCAAUCAAACCGCAACUGGUGUCGCCAAUGUGGCCUGCUGUUUACUGGCCUACCCUCCUGCGAACGACAUCUCGACGUUCAUAAGAAGAAGCUCUACGUGUGUCCCGUCUGCAACAAAAACUACAGCGAGAAACAUCUCAUACAGAAACAUAUCUCACAACACUUUGAAACUGUUCUGCACAUAUGCAAAGUGUGCGGGAAGGUCUACAACGCCAAGAAUCGUCUGAUCGAACAUUUCAAGUCGCACUCCGAGAACAAAACACACAGUUGCACCUACUGCGACAAGAGUUUCGUGAAAAUUGGCCAACUGCAGCAACAUCUUAACAUACAUACGGGCUCGAAGCCUUACAAGUGUCCCGUCUGCUCGAAAACCUUCGCGAGCUAUCCCAACUGGCAUAAACACUUGCGUCGAAUGCACAACAGCGAUGGAAAAAAUUAUAAGAAACAAGAUUUGGACAACGAAGAUGAAAAUAUUGACGAUGAAAACGUAGAUGAAUAUCAUGUUGAUAUAAAUGUAGUGAAAACAGACGCGUCUCAAGAAGAUAAGCACACACAUCCCAAGUUAAACGUGGAACCAAAUGGUGACAAGGAAUCGAAAUUGGAUACAUAUAUUUACUACGAACCGAACGACAGCGCCAUGGAGGACAGUAUCGACCACACAGUGAUAGAAAAGGAGUUGGAAAUAUUCGAGAACACUAACGACGAGGGCAUCGGAAACAUCACGAAGUUUGUCAACGUAUUGGCCACUAAUACGGUGUACAGUGGCGAGAGUUCCGAGUCAUCGGCAGCCAGCGCCUUCCCCGCCGAGUACGGGCCGGAGUUCAGCGGGGUCAUCGACCUGGACGACCACAUGUUGCCUCACAUCGACCCGCUGCUCAUCAACAGCCAGCCGCCGCCGGCCUACGAUCAGUUGGCCGACUCGUUAGUCGACCAGUUGGCCGACUACACCGACAACUUCGCCGAAGCCUACGCCCCUCCAAAAUGGGAACCGAUAAUCACCAAGGUGUACCAGGACUACUCCUACGGUUACGGAGAAAUGGUCGAGUCCAACCGACUGUCCAUAAUGAACACAGAUAUAUUUUGA
Molecule: messenger RNA, 2172 nt
Organism: Danaus chrysippus (African queen)
Lineage: Eukaryota; Metazoa; Arthropoda; Insecta; Lepidoptera; Nymphalidae
Source: the annotation of a GenBank genome assembly